AUGGACCUGGUGGACCUCCAAGCUUGGUUGGAGAAGGUCUGGGUGAACCUUGUGGACCUCCAAGCCCCUCUUGGACCUUCUCCUCCACCUCUUGAGGACCUCUUGGGGGUUGUCUUCUCCUGCAGGGAACGAGUGGUGAACAUCUCCCAAGCUUCUGCUCUCCAAGUGACCGUGGACAACCUCCAGCCAGAGGUCCUCUACACCUUCAGGGUGGUGGCCACCAACCAGUGGGGUCCUGGAGAGUCUUCUCCAACCAUCAAGGUGGUGACCCAAGGAGAAGUCCAAGUUCCUGGUCCAGUGGAGAACCUCCAAGCUGUGGCCUCCUCUCCAACCUCCAUCUUCACCUCUUGGUCUCCACCAACCUCUCCAGGAGGUCCUGUCCAAGGGUAUCGAAUCUUCUGCCUGGAGGUCACCACUGGAAGAGAAGAGGUGGUGGAGGUCCAAGGCCUCUCCUACUCCUUGGAGGGGUUGAAGAAGUUCACUGAGUACCACUUGAGGGUCUUGGCCUACAACAAGUAUGGACCAGGGAGCUCCAGCCAGGACCUGGUGGUCACCACCUACUCGGAUGUGCCCAGUGCAACGCCCCAGAACAUCUCCUUGGAAGUAAUCAACUCCAGAAGCAUCAAGGUCAGUUGGGUUCCACCACCUGAGGGGACCCAGAAUGGCUUCAUCAUUGGCUACAAGAUCAGCCACAGGAGGACCACCAGGAGUAGGGAGAUGGAGACCUUGGAGCCCAACAACCUCUGGUACCUCUUCACGGGCCUGGAGAAGGGUACUCAGUACAGCUUCCAAGUGGCAGCCAUGACAGUCAAUGGGACAGGACCUUCCUCUGAGUGGUACACGGUGGAGACCCCCGAGAACGACCUGGAUGAAUCCCAAGUCCCAGACCAACCCAGCUCCCUCCACGUUCGUCCUCUCAGCAGCAGCAUCCUCAUGAGUUGGACUCCACCCCUCAAGCCCAACGUCGCUGUCCGAGGUUACCUCAUCGGCUACGGCGUGGGCAGUCCUUACUCCCACACGGUCAGGGUGGACUCUAAGCAGCGUUACUACACCAUAGAGCACUUGGGUGAGUAG
Messenger RNA from Pogoniulus pusillus (Red-fronted tinkerbird), 1074 nucleotides. RefSeq names its product netrin receptor DCC-like. Gene Ontology annotation, molecular function: protein binding. Gene Ontology annotation, cellular component: plasma membrane; cell surface; axonal growth cone. The record is from RefSeq and is a predicted model, not a curated record. The coding region runs from base 1 to 1074 and encodes 357 amino acids. The transcript is spliced from 7 exons. Gene Ontology annotation, biological process: axon guidance; cell-cell adhesion; neuron migration. Lineage: Eukaryota; Metazoa; Chordata; Aves; Piciformes; Lybiidae.